ACGCGACCAAGCAGAGAGACGAACGCUGAGCGCUAUCCAAAAUCCAAAUACUGCUGAAAGAUGAUUGUGCGACACAAUUUCAUAUUCACCCUGCUGGCUUUGGGUGGCCUGGCGCUGAGCCAAGCCCACUUUCCCCAGUACUGUGCGGAAUGCGAACAGGAGAUUUGGGAGCAGGUGCCAUGUAGUGAGCUUAGCACCACAACACAACGUCCACCGUCCACAACGACAGACUCAUCGCUGCCGAUCACCACCACAACGCCACGCUCGACCACAUCGACGACGACCAGGAGAAGCACAAUGCCACCCACAUUGCCACCGAUCUAUACGACACCACAGACACCGUAUGUCGGCAAUCCCGCGAUAUAUAAGAAGUGCUACUGUGAGUGUAAAUUGGGCUGCAAGGAGUUCUGUCGCAAAGUCUCCGUGGCCAGUCCCAAGCAGCAGAUAACACAGAUCUCCUCCACAGGGGACUAUGCACCCGGUGGCCAGGUCGAGUUUACGCAUUCGCAUCAGCGCAAAUACUAUCCAAAAUAUGCGGCGCCCAACAGGAACUACAAACCGUAUCCACUGGCCUACAAUGAGGCAUCUGCACCAACGUCAACCAAUAUUAAUGCACCCAACUAUACGCUGGAGGAGCUGGCGCAUCUGUUGAGCAACGCCUAUGGCACCAAGAAGGGUUAUCCAGCCAGUUUGCCGCCAACACAGCAAUCGGUUUAUUACUCCCCGCAGGUGCCACUGGUGGCUCGACUGCAGCCGGAGUACAAGCAGAUGAUGAGCAAAGUGGCGGGUGCAGAGCACAAGGAACGGGUGAUAAUCAAGACAGCUUCCGCAGCGAUUUCGACAUCGGGUGGUGGUGUUGCCAUAGCUAAGGCAAAGACGCCAUACAGCGAGGUGGUGGUAACAUCGGCGCCCAUCUAUGAGAGCACCACAUCGUAUCCAGUUGCGCCGCCAGAGCUACCCAAAUCGUAUGCCCAGCCGGAACCUGAGCCGCUGCCACUGCCACCCAUGCCACAAACUGAGGCAUAUCCCACCCAGACCGAGUCGUAUCCCGACAAAUCCUACGAGUCACCCGAAUCGAAUUCGAUUAAACCACAAUCGCCGCCGCCGUCGUCGUCUUCCUCCUUCGAUCUGGCUAUCGAUAAUUAUCUAAAGGAUUUCGGUUAUGGCAACCACGUCAGGGACUUGGAUUACUAAUGUGAUUAUUGCCAUCGAUUGUUAUUAGUUGUUUUUAGGUUUAAUAGCUAUGCCUAGGUAUGUGUACGUGUACUUAUUUAGUCUGGUAAACGCAUUGUUCAUGUAUUUAUUUAUUUAUUCUGAUUGGCUUCUUAUUUUGAAUCAUGUGUUGACUCCUUGAUAAUAUACAAACGAUCAAUGAUCAUACUGAA
This is a messenger RNA of Drosophila grimshawi, 1385 nucleotides long. Its product is annotated as extensin. Bases 61 to 1194 code for a protein of 377 amino acids. Lineage: Eukaryota; Metazoa; Arthropoda; Insecta; Diptera; Drosophilidae. The transcript is spliced from 2 exons. The record is from RefSeq and is a predicted model, not a curated record.